Pseudogymnoascus destructans is the source of this 1767-nucleotide messenger RNA. RefSeq lists its product as uncharacterized. The coding region runs from base 583 to 1602 and encodes 339 amino acids. NCBI's taxonomy places the organism in Eukaryota, Fungi, Ascomycota, Leotiomycetes, Thelebolales, Thelebolaceae. The record is from RefSeq and is a predicted model, not a curated record. Gene Ontology annotation, cellular component: cytoplasm. Gene Ontology annotation, molecular function: tRNA adenosine(64)-2'-O-ribosylphosphate transferase activity. The transcript has a single exon. Gene Ontology annotation, biological process: charged-tRNA amino acid modification.
AUCUUCCUUUGGCAACUUCUGGUGCGGCGAGGGCUUCGUGAGACUCCAAGCCAUCCCCGAAAUAUCCCACUUUAAACGCGUAUUAUAACAAAUUCCCACGACAUAAGAGGAGAAUGCCGCCACCAGCUACUGCUUCUGACCUCAUCUUCUCGGAACAAGCGAACCAUAACUUCUCCAAGACCCUGGGGGAUAUUAAACGCCAUACUCUCUCCAUCCACAACCGCCUCCAGUCGAUCCUCGUUGAUGCCUCUUUCGUUCAAAGUGUGUCAGAGGCCUACUGCCGCCCUCUAGUCGCCAAUGAACGCUGUGGAAGCUGGUAUAUUAACCCAGAGGCUAAAUCAGGGAGCGCAUACUUCAAAAGCACCGAUGGACAUACAGGUGUUUGGAAAUUUAGCACCCGGAGGUUGAACACACAUCUCCUGGAGUUGAUUGGAAGGGGUGAUGGGUAGGCGCAUAGGGAAUACUUGGGUUUGGAUACGAUACUAAAUCUUUGUAGAUGCAUCAUUGUAGAUUCUACUCGACGAGGAAAGAGUUCGUCAGUUCCUUCCAUUCAUUCAAGGGCGAGCUAACAUUACGACAGGAAUGCCAGAUGCCCUGAGCAAGACAAUUCCAAUUUGGUGUAGCGUCAUUAACCGCACCCUCUUCUCAGACAAGCCCGAAUACCACAACCUCUACACGCUGCCACAGGCUGUCUCGAGCUCUGAGCAUGCCCAGAUAGCGGCACGAUUAGAUGGCUUUGCAGAGUCCUUCGCUGGCCUGGGCAUCGACAUGAAACCGCUCAGAGAGCACAUAUCUAAACCGAUAAGACCGUUAUGGGUAACACCAGAGUCGGCGCUCCCUGUUGAGGAACAAGUGUUCAGCGAUUAUCACCCCGUCAUAUGCUGCACCGCAUCUCGGCGAGUUGCCGGUGGUGAAGUUAGUGAGGGGGGAUACAUUCAAGGCUCUGGGGAUGAUACUGAGAACUGGGCCUAUGGAUUGACUCCUACCGUGUUUUGGUCAAACAGUGAACUCCUACUUUCCACGCCGGAAUCUGAGCUCACGAGCUUGAUCACUGAGUUGGUAUCAAGAUUUUCCAACGCCAAUACUGGCAAGCCUAGCCCUACCCUUCUGCCACCGACUUCAUAUCUUUAUGUCACAUCAUUGACAUCUCUCGCAGCGCAACCCGCUAGCAGUAGCGACAUUAUUAUCACAAUUUGCCCCGAAAUUACAACCCCUGCAAGCUGGCAGAAAGAUAAACAUAGGCUGGAGAUUGGAAUUGGCUCUGGCAAAAUUGGAAGCCGCAAUCUACGAUCUGCUUUGCAUCAUAUGGUUGACUUCGUCAAGAGGUCACUCUCAACGGCCCCUGCUGAAACCAAUUCUCCCAGGAUUGUGGUGGCAUGCCCCGAUGGCAAAGAUCUCUCCAUUGGAGUGGCACUUGCUAUACUUUGCAUCCUGUAUGAUGACAGCGGUGGUUUGCUUGAACUGGGGCAGGAAGGUACAGAAAUAGACAAAGCCUAUAUUCGGCGGCGCCUAGGGUGGAUCAUGACAGCUAUGCCAGGUUCAAACCCAAGUCGCUCGACGCUCCAAAGUGUCAAUAGCUAUUUAAUGACAAGACCAAGUUAAACUAGAAAGGCAGAUAAACAUUGUAAAUAUUUACAUCUAGCUAGACUAGACUUCGAUUAUUAUGUGCUUUAGUAGUAUUAUGUUACUUCCUAAUAUUAGGCAGAAUCGUAGAUCGGCCUAUUUCAGCUUCAUAGCCCGACAGCAUGGCUAUGCUGCUCAGCCUAG